AAAUGUCAUGUUGUCAUGUCAAUGACUAACACGCAUCCACUGCUGCAAACUAACUGUGAGAACUUCAUGCAAACAACUUAUGAAACAUCCUCCAGCUGAGAGUAAAUAUCCAGACAGAAAACCUACAGAGCUGUUGUUCCGUUGAGAUGGUUCAUGAGUUGUUGGGUCACACUGCAGCUGUCCAGAGCAGCUCAUUCUCAUCAGAUUCACAGUUUGUGGCUACAUGUUCCUGGGAUCAGUCAGUUAGAGUUUGGAAACUCCGGGAUGGAAAAGAGGUCACGAUAUUACAGGGACACUUGGGAAACGUGGCCUGUUUAAGUUUUUCUGUUACUGGGAUGCAGGGUCAUAAGGACUCAGCAUAUGGGUGUGUUCACUCCAGGUGGACAGCUUCUCACCAGCGGCUCUGACCAGUUAGAUGUAGAACAGGAAGAGGAAAACUGAUGAGUUUAAAUGGAAA
Molecule: messenger RNA, 457 nt
Organism: Myxocyprinus asiaticus (Chinese sucker)
Lineage: Eukaryota; Metazoa; Chordata; Actinopteri; Cypriniformes; Catostomidae
Gene: wdr38
Product: WD repeat domain 38
Exons: 4
Coding region: 147-407 (86 amino acids)
Biological process (GO): mRNA splicing, via spliceosome
Cellular component (GO): U4/U6 x U5 tri-snRNP complex
Molecular function (GO): U4 snRNA binding; U6 snRNA binding; protein binding
Source: RefSeq, a predicted model, not a curated record